CGAUUCCUCACUUGCCUUAAUUGCCGCCCCCUGCUUCAGCUCAUUUCCUCACCACCUUCGUCUCCGAUCGACGAUCUCUGAUUCUCCCAUCCAUUGACUCUCCCUAGCUAUAAAUAAACACACCUCUGAUCUCUCCACAGUGCGUGGGAGCUAGCUAGCUAGCGCUAGAAGUCUAGAAGCAGCUAGUAGCCACGCCAGUUAGUUUCCAAUUAAGCUAGCCAUGGCGGCAUUGCUCAGCAUGCUUCUCGUCGGCGUAGCGCUGGUGCAGCUAGGGAUGCACCCGAGCGCGGCGACCAUGGACGAGGACAUCGAGCUCAUCUGGGGCGCGAGCCACACCUACUUCUUCAUGGACGGCGAAACCGAGUCGCUGGCGCUGUCCCUGGACGACCAGCAGGGCUCUUGCUUCCGGUCCAAGGCCAUGUUCCUCUACGGCACCAUCAGCAUGGAGAUCAAGCUCGUCGAGGGCAACUCCGCCGGCGUCGUCGCCACCGCCUACACCAUCUCCGAAGGCCCGUGGUCGUACCACGACGAGAUCGACCUGGAGUUCCUCGGCAACGAAACCGGCCAGCCAAUCACGCUCCACACCAACAUCUUCGUCAACGGCGUCGGCGGCCGGGAGCAGCAGUUCUACCUGCCGUUCGACCCCACCGCCGACUACCACACCUACACCAUCGAGUGGAACCCUAAGUACAUCUUGAUCAGAGUGGACGGGAAGGCGGUCCGCGCGUUCAAGAACUACGAGGAGUACGGCGUGGCGUUCCCGACGUGGCAGCAGCAGCGCCUGUACGGCAGCCUGUGGGACGCGGACGAGUGGGCCACGCAGGGCGGCCGCGUCAAGACCGACUGGUCGGAGGCGCCCUUCGUCGCCUACUACCGGAACUACACCUUCGCCUGGUGCCAGCCGUCGCCCGGCGUGUCGUGGUGCGGCGCCGAGCCCAGGAACUCCUCGCGCUUCGACCUGGACCAGCGGACGCUGGACGAGCUGCGGUCGGCGAGCGACCAGCACAAGGUCUACGACUACUGCACCGACCACAAAAGGUACGACGGCUCCGAGUUCCCCAAGGAGUGCUCGCUGCAACGGCAAGGGCUGUGAUCGGUCGAUCAAUCGAUCGCGCGGGCGUUUGCGUUCUGUUGGUUUUCCAAUUGUUUGUUGAAGGCGAUCGACCGGUUUGAGAGCUCGAUCCGCUGAUUAUUGCUUGAUCAUUUUGUACAUCUGAUUGAUGAGGGGCACGGGUAUGAGUACAAUUUUGAUUCUUUUUUUUCUACAAAAGAUUGGUGAUGAGUUGGUCUUCUCCGGGGCGCGCGGUUGCUUCACUUUCUUCUCGAUCGGGCCAUUCAGAUGUAUCAAUUAAUAUUUCUCUGACAAGAGUUGUGCCUUUUGUUUUAGCAUUGGUUCGUCAUCAUAUGUAAUAAACACAUGAAUAGCAUCCACAUUUAUUGUUACGAGAAACCAAACUUUAUCAUU
Messenger RNA from Zea mays, 1465 nucleotides. RefSeq names its product xyloglucan endotransglucosylase/hydrolase protein 24. Bases 221 to 1093 code for a protein of 290 amino acids. Gene Ontology annotation, biological process: cell wall biogenesis; xyloglucan metabolic process. The record is from RefSeq and is a predicted model, not a curated record. Gene Ontology annotation, molecular function: xyloglucan:xyloglucosyl transferase activity; hydrolase activity, hydrolyzing O-glycosyl compounds. NCBI's taxonomy places the organism in Eukaryota, Viridiplantae, Streptophyta, Magnoliopsida, Poales, Poaceae. Gene Ontology annotation, cellular component: cell wall; apoplast. The transcript is spliced from 3 exons.